UCAAUGAUCGCAGUAAUUGUAUUUUCAAUUUAAAGUUUAGAAGGUCGGACGACAGAAUACUUGAACAAUGAAUUUAGAUAAAAGUAAAAUCAGUGCGAAACACGUAUCUGAUAUAAAUGACAGCGUUAAGCGUCGUCGUAGUUCCUUGGCUGUCAAUUUAAGUUGUUUCUCGAAUUUGACAGAUUCUGGCAAUGGAUCACUCAAGCAAACAAAUGUCGAAUAUAAUGAUAAUAUACCGCCGACUGCGGUUACUUCCGAUAGAAUUUUGAGAAGCAAACGGACGUUCAUCGACAAUAGAAGUACAUCUUAUCGUGACAUCUCUUUGAAACAUGUGACUGUAGUUCUGAAGAAAAUAGAAAACGAUACAGAGGUUUUGAAUAAAAGUUGCGAAAAGUUGAAACAAGUUAUUCUGACCAGGACGAAACAAAUAUUUGAUGUACAAAAUGAGUUGCCCGUUAAAACACAAGCAAUUUUAACUACUAAACACAACCAAUCUCGUACACUCCUAAACAGUAAUUCUAAUGGAAAUGUGAACCCUGGUAUUGAUAGUACUGUAAGGAAUAAACGAAAAAAUAAAAACUAUGGGGAAGAAAGAAAGCAGUAUAACUUAAAUACAAUCAACAAAUCGAUUCUUCCUAUUGAAGCAGAAAAUAGCAGAAUUAAUUGUUCCGUUGCAUCAAAAGAUGAAUGCUUUCCAUUAUUGAAUGUGUCUGAUGAUGGAAGUAUUUUUACAGCAGAGCCUAUUGGCUGCUCCACAAUGAUAAAUAAUGAAACAUCAGAUCAAAAUCUUGACAUAAACUCUGAAAUUAUACAAGAUCCAUCUUUAGGUUUGGUUACAAAGAAAGCUGAUACUUCUAUGGAAAUGACGGAUAUUAGAGGAGGAUUUAUAUUAAGUGGAAGGCAGAACUCUUCGGAGUAUCUGAUAAGUGAUAAUGUAUGUAAAAAUCAUAUGGAAGAGAUGCAGAACAAGAAAAUAUUGAGAAGUAAAUGCUCUUCUAUUACCAGCCUAUUACACAAAAGUUCUAAUACCUUAGGAAAGUUUAAUUUGUUUAAUAAUAUCACUAAACAAAAUACAAAUGUACAAUCUGAUAGUGAAAAUGAACAGCCAUACGAAAAACAAAGUCCAGAAGCAUUACAAACUUCUUUGAAUGUAAACACAUCCGUGGAUGAGUUAAGCAGAGACAAUAGAAAUGAAAAUGACUUCAAAGAUACAGAUUUUAUAGAGAAAGAUUAUAACAGAGAUAUUGGUAAUAGACAGAAAAGAGGUAUGCAUUCAGCAAUUUCGGAAGGGACGCGAGAAAGCACAAAUACAGUUUGUACUUCCUUACAAAUGAAUACAUCUUUAGAUAGCUCAAACAGAUUGUGUUCACUAAAAAAUAAUAACAGGCAAAUGUCGGUAUCAAAUAACAUAGGAGACCGGAUUGUCAAUAGAACUAACAGGACUGAAACAGACGGUACUGAUUUAACCGAAAAUUUAAAACAAAAUAUUAGUAUGGUACAUACAGAUCGAUCUAAUUCGAUUGCCAUGAAAAAUAAACUGAACAUAGAUAAAAUUGAUGACGGUCAAAGCUACGUCGAAGCUACUCCCUAUCCAACAUGUCGUUCUGUUUUGUUGAAAACAAAAUUAAGAUCGAACACUGUAGUACGUUCACGCCCUAGUAACAACACUAACAGAAGUUUGAUCGAAAUAAACUCUUCGCAAAGUAAAUCACGUUUUUCAAAAAGCGUAUUCAAUGAAUUUCAAAAUUCGCCCUAUGAACAAGAGAAAUCAGGAAUUAAUACAAUAGUUUCAGAUAGUUCGUUCUCGCAGAGUGCGUCUUAUAUUAAAUCGCAGAAUUUAUUUAAUGAAAACGAAUUAAUAAACAGUCAAGGUGCAGCAAAAUCUAUAUCUCCUGUUAGAAAAAAAUGUAAAAAGAAGUUAUUGCCAUUACUUGAAUCUUCGCAAUUAUUAUCAUUCUCCCCGGUGGAAAAUGAAAACGAACCGCCUGGACGAUCGAUGCCAGCAAACAGACAUAGGAAGAAAAAGAAGAAGAAACAACAUGUGAAUAAUAAAAUGAAUGCAAUAGAUAAUACAUGUGUUACGACGAAACACGUAGAUGGAAAAAACAACGAUCAGUUAGCAUUAGAAAACGAUUGCUCUAUCUUCGACGGUAAAAUGAAUCGAGUAAAGAGACCCAAAAAAGUUGUCAGCAAAAAAAUUAUUGUUAAAAAAAUUGUUCAUGAAGAUAUUUUAAGAAGACUAGAGCAGAAUGGUGAAAACAUUCAAACGAAAGCUUGUACUUCAAAUAGAAAUUCUUCGAGUGAUUUCCAAACGUUAAAGAAGCUAUGCACUAUGCGUUCAUCGAGGAGAAAAGCACAAAGAAUAAAUAUUGUAAUGACAGGCCUGUCUAACGACGAUAAACAUACGGUCAAAAGUAUCGUGAAAGCUCUAGGACAUGCAAAAAUAGAAUCAAACGUUACGAAACGAACAACACACGUUAUAACUACCGGUGUGCGUACAAUAAAUUUGUUGCAUGGAAUCAUACGUGGCUGUUGGCUUCUCAGUACUGAAUGGAUUUUGAAGUCAUUAGAGAACAAUGCAUGGUUGAAUCCAGAAGAAUACGAAAUUACACAUUUUUCAAAAGCGGCGCUGGAAAACCGUAAAGACAGACAGUUGUUUGGAAUGUCGUACGUUCCUGAAUUGUUUGCUGCUUGUGGAAACAUAUACAUUGGAAAGAACACAACGCCUCCGUAUAAUGUGCUGAAGGAUCUCGUAAAAACUGCAGGUGGUCGCAUUACCGACCAUCGAGAAAUUGCAAAAAUUAUAAUUGAUACAAAAAGUUUAAAAGAAUCUUGGAUAUUAGAUUGCAUUACAACGGGGGAAUUACAACCAUUUGAUCAUUAUCAACAAUCUUAAACGUAGAUAAAAAUACUUUCAA
This is a messenger RNA of Dufourea novaeangliae, 2918 nucleotides long. RefSeq lists its product as uncharacterized. Gene Ontology annotation, biological process: mitotic cell cycle. The transcript is spliced from 4 exons. The coding region runs from base 68 to 2896 and encodes 942 amino acids. Lineage: Eukaryota; Metazoa; Arthropoda; Insecta; Hymenoptera; Halictidae. The record is from RefSeq and is a predicted model, not a curated record.